This is a messenger RNA of Naegleria fowleri, 975 nucleotides long. RefSeq lists its product as uncharacterized. The record is from RefSeq and is a predicted model, not a curated record. Bases 1 to 975 code for a protein of 324 amino acids. The transcript has a single exon. Lineage: Eukaryota; Heterolobosea; Eutetramitea; Acrasida; Naegleriidae.
AUGGGUCAGUCAUCAUCUUCGCAAGAUUCCACCACUGCUACAGUGAAUGAGAGCAAUGAUCAAAAGACAUCGGUUCAUUUUGAUUUGUUGAAUGAAAAUUCCGAGGAGGGAGAUGAUUCGGUAAAACCUCAUGAUCUCUCUUCACAAUUGGUGGAUUACUUUCCUGUGGAGACUUUCGAGAAGGAUAAGGAGUUUCAUAAGAAGAGAGAAUACUUGUGGACCUUUAUGAACAUUUAUUCUGGAUGUGCCGAUGUGGCGAGCACGAAUUUUAGUGGUCCGCAAGAUAUGAUGAAUCUUGAAAAUUAUGUUAGUUUCUGUUCUGCUAACGAGCUCAAAAAGCUACGUGAUGGAAAAGGCAUUGAUUGCUAUGAUGAUUUAAAUUUGAAUUUAAGAAAACAUCGAUCUCCUAAAAAAAUUGAUGAAUUGAUCGAUGACUUGAAUUAUUGUCUAGAGUCGAGCGAUCAGACAAAAGAAGAAUUGUCCAGCUUAUCAAAUGCAAGAAUGAAAUGGACAGAACCAAAUACACUCGUUCAACUCAUGCCUAGAAUUGGUCAAUUAUUGAAAUCGAAACAAAUCUCACGAGAACAUGAUAAUGAUCCAAGUAAUCUCAUAGAAACAUACAGCUUUGAGAAUAAGGACAUGGAGAAGAAAAAAGAAAUUGCCAAGUAUUUGGUCGAUACUAUUGCAAAGAAGCAAGCAAAAAACUACGAUGAUUGCAUGACCAAAGCAAAAGAUUUGCCAGAUCACGAACGUGUGUUAAAGAAUUGUGCUUCUGAAACUCUUCAAUUAGGAUAUUUAAUGGGAACCAUUGCGUGCAAGAAACAAUUAUUGGAUUGCAUUUCGCGAGAGAAUCAACCUUUUGGAUUUAGUCUUGCUGAGACUUCAGUCACCAAUUUUGUCAGAUGUGCCUCAGAAGUACCAUGUUUUGCCGAGCUGGAAUCUAUUUGGUCUCAAACAAGGUCAGAAACAAAAUAG